CUGUAUUGCACUGGCCUAAUAAAAGCUGUAACUCCUCUGCUAAAAAAAAAACAGACCAUUUCUUCUCCUUCUGUCCCCCUUCGUUCUUUUGGAUUCCAUCUCUAUAAAAUCCAAGACAUACAGAGAGAGAGAGAGAAAAAAAAGGAGUUCUUGGAUUCUCUAUUUAGAAGAGAGAGAGAUGGCUGGGAAAGAUGAUGAGUUGGGUUUGAGUUUGAGUCUGAGUUUGAGAUGCCCAGAUAACAAGAAUCCGGAUCCACCCACACCCAAUUUCCCCUUGAAUCUCAUGAGGUCUUCUUUGCCUUUUAUGCAUCAUCAUAAUUAUGGGAAUGAUCCGUUAAAAUCACCAGCUGACUGCAUUGCGGAGCCAAGAUCAUUUCUUCGAGGAAUCGAUGUGAACAGGCCGGUGACUGUAGUAGACUGUGAAGAAGAAGUGAUGGCAUCAUCACCAAACAGUACACUCUCAAGUUUAAGUGGAAAGAGGAAUGAGAGAGAGGAGAACGAUGGCGAGAGAGCAACCAGCUCUCUUGAGGAGGAGGAUGGCGGCGAAGCAGCAAGGAAGAAACUACGACUGUCCAAGGAACAGGCUGCGGUGCUUGAAGAGACAUUCAAGGAACAUAAUACUCUCAGCCCGAAGCAAAAGUUAGCUUUGGCGAAAGAGCUGAAUCUGAGGCCUAGGCAGGUGGAGGUUUGGUUUCAGAACAGGAGAGCAAGGACAAAAUUAAAGCAAACAGAGGUCGAUUGCGACUACUUAAGGCGACGAUGUGAAAAUCUAACGGAGGAAAAUAGACGAUUGCAGAAGGAAGUGAACGAGCUUAGAGCACUGAAGCUCUCACCACACUUUUACAUGAACACGAACCCUCCGACCACCCUUACCAUGUGUCCUCAGUGUGAGCGCGUGGCUGUCUCGUCUUCGUCAUCCUCUGCUGCUGGUGCUGGAAUAACUCGCCAACACAAUCCGGCUAUUGAAAUUUCAGUCUCAAAACAAGGGCAAAAUGGUAAUAGGUUCUCCCCAGGUUUUGCCAUCUAAAAAACUUGGGAUGGUGGGGGGACCAGAAAGUUUGCUUUUUAUGGAGAAAGACUUGUAAAGGAUGGUCUUGAUAAACUCAUUUUAAGAGGAUCUUAAUUCUCCUUUUUGUUUUUUAAUUAAUCUAUGGAAGAAUGAUUGUGUUAGACAAAAGUUGGAUUUAAUGUUGGAGAUGGAGGUUACAUUGCUGAAUUUUUUUUGCUUAUUUAAGGGCAUAAUUACUUAUAAUAUAGUUUAUUAGUAGGCUUGUGAACAGGAUUA
Molecule: messenger RNA, 1285 nt
Organism: Olea europaea var. sylvestris
Lineage: Eukaryota; Viridiplantae; Streptophyta; Magnoliopsida; Lamiales; Oleaceae
Product: homeobox-leucine zipper protein HAT3-like
Exons: 4
Coding region: 179-1027 (282 amino acids)
Biological process (GO): regulation of DNA-templated transcription
Cellular component (GO): nucleus
Molecular function (GO): sequence-specific DNA binding; DNA-binding transcription factor activity, RNA polymerase II-specific
Source: RefSeq, a predicted model, not a curated record